Messenger RNA from Lates calcarifer (barramundi perch), 6963 nucleotides. Its product is annotated as protein phosphatase 1A. The transcript is spliced from 6 exons. Bases 431 to 1585 code for a protein of 384 amino acids. NCBI's taxonomy places the organism in Eukaryota, Metazoa, Chordata, Actinopteri, Centropomidae. Gene Ontology annotation, cellular component: nucleus; cytosol. Gene Ontology annotation, biological process: negative regulation of canonical NF-kappaB signal transduction; positive regulation of canonical Wnt signaling pathway; protein dephosphorylation. The record is from RefSeq and is a predicted model, not a curated record. Gene Ontology annotation, molecular function: manganese ion binding; protein serine/threonine phosphatase activity; magnesium ion binding.
GGUUCUGUCUCAGUGGCUCUGUGCUCUCAGAAGCUAACGUUAGCUAGCAAGCUGUCAAGCUGUCAAGUGGAGAGGCUGGGACAGACGUUUCAGCUUCCCCCUGGCUUGGCCACACAAAGCUCCGGCUCACAAAUUUACAAGAAAACCUGGUAGAAUAUACUUUAGUUCGCCAGCUGAGAUAAUGUAAUGCAUCACGGGCGUACGCCAAGAGGGACCGCCGCACUUACACAAUUUAUAUGCACUGAGUCUUGAGUGACGAUUGCUCAUUGCUAGCUAACUGGCUAGCUAGCCUAGCUAAACCGCCGCAAACCCCCUAGUUUCGUCGGUGUACCCUCUCUGGUGUGAAUUGCGGCCAGUCAGUCCUACUCCCUGUCGCAGCUUCCGUUGCUGUCAACCGGUAUUUUGGAAAUUUGGUUUUAAGAGGGACACAAUGGGUGCAUUUCUGGACAAACCAAAGAUGGAAAAAUAUAAUUCCCAUGGUGAAGGUAACAACCUGAGGUAUGGGCUGAGCAGCAUGCAAGGUUGGCGGGUAGAGAUGGAAGAUGCACACACAGCAGUAAUUGGUCUGCCUCAUGGUCUCGACCUCUGGUCAUUCUUUGCCGUUUAUGAUGGUCAUGCUGGCUCUCAGGUGGCCAAGUACUGCUGUGAGCACCUGCUGGAGCACAUCACCAGCAACUCAGACUUCCAGAGUGCUCUGCAGGAGGACCCCUCUGUGGACAGCGUGAAGAACGGGAUCCGAACAGGAUUCCUGCAGAUUGAUGAACACAUGCGAACCAUCUCCGAGAAGAAGCAUGGUGUGGAUCGCAGUGGCUCCACCGCAGUGGGAGUGAUGAUUUCUCCGAACCAUAUCUACUUUAUCAACUGUGGCGACUCACGGGGGCUCCUCAGCCGGGGUGGAGCUGUGCACUUCUUCACACAGGAUCACAAACCCAGCAACCCUCUGGAGAAGGAAAGGAUCCAGAAUGCCGGUGGCUCAGUCAUGAUCCAGCGAGUUAAUGGGUCCCUAGCUGUCUCUCGAGCUCUGGGAGACUUCGACUACAAGUGUGUGCAUGGAAAAGGCCCAACAGAGCAGCUUGUUUCACCUGAGCCUGAAGUUUAUGCAAUAGAGAGAUGCGAGGGGGAAGAUGAAUUCAUUAUACUAGCUUGUGAUGGCAUCUGGGAUGUCAUGGCCAAUGAGGAACUGUGUGACUUUGUCAGGUCAAGGCUAGAGGUGACAGAUGAUCUUGAAAGAGUCAGCAAUGAAAUUGUUGACACCUGCUUGUACAAGGGAAGUCGGGACAAUAUGAGUGUUGUGUUAAUCUGCUUUCCUGGGGCCCCAAAGGUAUCUCCAGAAGCAGUGAAACGGGAGGCUGAGCUGGAUAAAUAUCUGGAGGCCAGAGUAGAAGAGAUCAUCAAAAAGCAGGGGGAUGAAGGUGUCCCGGAUUUGGUCCAUGUUAUGCGGACGUUAGCAUCUGAGAGCAUCCCGAACCUCCCUCCUGGUGGAGAGCUGGCAAGCAAACGAAGUGUUAUUGAAGCGGUGUACAACAAACUCAACCCCUACCGAAGUGAUGACACAGACUCUGCAUCCACAGACGACAUGUGGUAACACAACCUCCUACCACUAACACAGCAUAGAGUUUACAAACCACCAUCCUCUCAAGACCCACAGCAGCUCAGCUCAGCAGUCUGUCUCACCGUCACUCUGAGCUUUUGGUUUCUAAGAAGGGAAUUUCAUGGGAGGAGGAGGAGGAGGAAGAAGAGGAGUUGCAUGCACACAAACCUGGAAUAGUGCAGCACCAGUCCACUCUGGAGUUCAGGAUCCCCACCGUCUUGUCUCCCAUUUUAUGUUCACCCACCUAAAUACUCUCCUCUAAAGUAACCCAUAACAAGUGAGUCCACAAGGUUUUCUUUCUUUUUUGUUAAGUAAUCAGCUUAAGUAGUAAAUUUUUUUGCUGUAAUUAAUUUGAUUCACAUUUCCUUGUGUGUGUUUGUAUAUUUCUGUUUUUGUGAAGUGCAAUUGUCCUGUACAAACAGCCUGUAUUUAAUGCAGCUUGAUUUUAAGUUAAAAAAUGAAAGAAAUGAAAAAGAGAACCUUUUAUGCACUAUUUGCCUUUUCCUGCUCUUCUGGAAUUCUAACAAAUGUCUGUUCAGUGGAUAUUACUGCUUGUCCUCCAGGCACAAUGUCUCUGCGCUUUUAUUUUUCUUUCUGUUUUUGUUUUGUUUUUUUCAGUUAGUCUAUGCUCCUUUAAGAAACGGGUAAAUUGUAUAGUUGACAGCACAGUAAGCUCUCUAUAUCAAACCAUUUAAAUCCUAAUAAUUUUUUCCCUGUGCUUUUUUAUUGUAUUUUAUUUUUGUAAGUGGUUUUCUGUACAUGCUCAAAUAAUAAUGGCAAAGUGUUUCCUCAGUCAUUUUGGAAGUGUGAAGCGAAAAAUUAACUUUUUUUUUUCCAAUUCUUUGAAGUGUCUGAUAAAACAAAUACCCCUGUUAACAUGUUUGUUUGUGCGGAUAGAUACUUGCAAGCGUGCGUGGGUGCUUGUGUGUAUGUAUGUGCGCACGUGUGUUAGUGUAAAGGCAGAUCUGUACAUGUGACUCUAAUUUAAAUUUGCUGAGGUGGUUCACACAACAGACCAGGCUGGAGUUUAAGGGAAUUACCCAGUGGUUACCCAUUGCCUUUUUUUUUUCUUUUUCUUUUUUUUUUUCAGUCAGUGUUUCAUAUCAACCCAAGACAGGCUCUCACUACCUAUUCCAAAAAGCUUUGGAUAACAGAGUUUACAUGCUGUUGCGCUAUUUGAACAACUUCAAGCUAUAUAUAUCAGAACUAUACUGUAACCUGAGAUGACACAAGUAGUUCAGUUCACCCAUGGUGCACAGUGAUUUGCAGCUAGUCAAGUCUUGACUAAUUUACACAUGUAUUGUGUCAUAUUUUAAUAUCACUUUCUAAACAUUCAUUGUUACCAGUGCCCACAGUGGGUGCCAUAUGAUUUAUGAUCACUUGUUUCAGCUUUAUUACAGCCUAUGCCAAGUUUUUUUUUUUUUCCCCAUGAGAUUGAGUUUUUGUACGUGGUACAGAUAGAUUUUUAGCUUCUACCUUUAACAUCUAAUAAUUUGACUGAUGUGAACAGUUUAAGCACUGACUGUUUUAGAGAAAAUCACCCAUUACUAGUUUGUAAAUAGGAGAAACUGUUGACUUGAGGCUAUUUUUCCCUUUUAUUUGGACUUUCAAACCAAGAACAAAUCCGCUAACUGCAAUGAGUUCUCACGGUUGUAUAGCACCUUUUUAUUCCCAUUGAGUUUGCUCUGCUUAAAGCCCUCCCCUACGCCACCACAAGCCAGAGCACAAUACAGUUUGCUGCUAUAGUGUAUGAUCUGUGGGUUCUUUAGUUUUUUCAGUUAAUUUCCCUCUCCUGAAAAGAUGAAUAGUAGUUGACUAAAUCUGUAUCUAACACACACACACACACUCAGUAGAUAUAUUUCUUGAAGAGAAAUGGUUUUAUUCCAGAUUUAUUUUCUGCCAUUUUUUGUCUAAAAUUGCAUUGUUGGAAAUUUAUGUAUGUAUAUAUUUUUGACUUAAACUUUCAAGGAAUAAAUCAUGUCGCUUGAGUUAGUUUUUUUUGCCAUGGACAAGAUGUGGUUCUGGUUUGUCUUGGGAUGGAUAGUUGAAUUUUUGUGUGUUUUGGCAAACAAAGGUUUCCCACUAAUCACUUAGGUGUCCCUCUGAUCAACACUGAGGGGUUUCAUUUAUAUAACACACAAUAAUAAUGUGCUAAAUUUGUAAUUCCACAUUUACCAAAAUGACAAUCCUAACUAUUUCACCACAUUUAGAUUUGUGGUGGGUAGCAAAUGAUAAAAUCUUUAACAAAACACAGACUUUAACCCUGACUGUAAUCCUAAAUUAGCUGCUUCCUAAUGUGCUUUUGUGGCAAAAGGCCAAAGAUUGCUGAGAUUUUGUAAUCGUGAAGUCUAUAUUACAAGAAGUAACAAUGUAACAGAUAAUUUAGUUGUAACCCUGCAAAAGAUUUUAAAAAUGUUAAGGUAUUAAGAGAGCAAUUUUAUUUUCAAAUUUCUAGUUGCUAUUAGUUUGUGUUAAAGGUACUCUGUGGAGUUUUUGACCACUGGUGGUGCUGUAGAGAAAUGUUUUGAAGAGCGGGUCCUUGCUCUACUACCACAUGCACAGGGACAAACACACAGGACAAGCACAUGAGGUGACGUGAAACGUCUGCUGAGUGCAGGAGGCAGUAAUGUGCGUAUCAACAGUUGGUAUCAUGGUAACGUGGCAUAAAAGUACCACUGAACCAAUAAAAGACAAAAAACUAAGCUGAUGCAAAAAAGUGUGGAUUUCAAAACACAAAAAAAGCCUUUGAAAAUGUGUGAGGGUUAAAAGUGUUUGUUAGGCCUUAAAGACAAUGUUGUAAGCAAUGUUGAAUGUAAACCUAACUGUGUGCGAUUACAGUGGAAACCCCACAGAGUACCUUUAAACAGUCAUCUAACAAAAAACAUGAAUAACAUAGUCAUAAUCCUGUAGAUUUCCUGUUAAAGUGGUAGCUAACUUGACUGUCAUGUCAAAUAGGGAAAUUGAUUUCUUUGUAUGUUUGUAUGCAUGAAAAUGUGGUUUCACUGAAUAUACCCUCCCAUGAAAAAGCAAAAAUGGCAACAAAAAAAUCAAACGACAAAAAAGUAAAAAUGUCUUUAAACUCACUUCGUUUUGGUUUGAAGAUUGCAGUAUUGUAUUUCUACCACAAUGCUCACCAAUACUUGUAUACCUACUGUACUCACAUCAUGUUAAAUGAAAACUCUGAAAACUCAAGAGUGCUUGGAAAAAAGACUCAGUGCGAAUGAAAAUGCCUUUUUUUUUUUUUUUUUUAGAUUUAUGUAAGGUUUCUAUUUCAUCUGUAAGCUAUUUUAUUUUUGCGCUGCUUUGCUUGUAUUUGUUAAGUGACUAAAUGUCUCUUUCAUCAAACAGUUUUCAGCACCCAUCUGCUUGUUGCAAAUCUGGUAGGUGUUGAUGACUCUUAAAGCAACAUUUCAUGCAGUUUUUCUUCAAGCUUAAUAAAGAGCAAACAUAUUUCCUUGCAUCUUGAGGCCAUUGAUACCCCCACCCCCCCCCACCCCACCCUGUUCCCCUGGACUGUCCUGCAUUUUAGCCUGAAAAAACUGUAUAGUUUAUGAUGUGGCCCUUAUAAUGAUGCUGGUUAAUUACCCAGUUUUAUAACAAACUAAUUCCACAGAAUGAAAAAUAUAGGCAUUCAUGUUUUAAUUUUUUUUUACAAAAGACAAUUGCUGUAGCUGGAAUGUUAGCAGAUCUGGACAGUGGCUUGGCUGUGAUUUGUCACAUCUGGGUAUUUUCUUUAAAUUAUGUGUUAAAACAAAAAACAAAAACAAAAAAAACCCAUCACAUCCCUAUUACUCCCCCAUCCCCUACAAAAAAAAGAGAAAAAAAAAGAAAAAGUCCCUAACCAUCUAUUCUCCGUGUUUUUACUUUUCAUAAACUGAAAUACCUCAUAACAUUUAUAGGAAGUGUUUUUGUCUCAUGUUAUGUAGAUCCAAACUGUUCAGAAAGCAGUUCAUUUUAAUCAGAGCCGUUUUCUUAUGGUUCUCCCCUAGAACUUAUGAUUUUUAACACUGAUCUAUUUGAGUGGGAUAAGCCUGUGCUCGUGUACAGUAUUUGACUGAAUAGUGCUGAUGUUAACAAAAACAAGUAAUGAUUUAAGUGGCUACUGCAGAUGACAACUUAGUAAUUAGAAACACUAUUGGCCUUGUCGUGUAAGCUGAUCCGCCCCCUCUCAAACAGUGCCCUCGGACGCUCACCUGUGUAACUUCACCGACUUUGUCCACUUGUGUGAUGCUCGACUUAGCUCAAAUCUAGAAUUGUAUCGAGAGUUCAGGGUUUUAGAAAUGUGAGAUGUGUGAGAAAAUAGGUGUGACUAAAUGACAAUAGUCAUAUGCACUGAUCAUCUGUAUAAUCAGCUUUUUUUUCUUUUUUCAGAAAAUUGUUAUUGUAGAAAAAAAGAUUAUAAAGCUAUUUACAGAGUUACCUUUGGUUGCCUGGAAUGCAUCCUGUAUAUUCUUGUAUGGAGGAAUACCUGGCAGAAGUCGAAGAGAUUUUAAACGCUUGCGCCCUCUUGUACAUAUUGAUGUACCUCAGUUGUGGCGUUUACUGUGUGACCCUUAGCAGUGGUGGUUUAUUUGUCCCCUUGCAGGGUGACCUGAGCCUCACUUUGCUGACCUUUUUCAGCUCAUAAAUAAGCUCACCGAUUUGCCUUACCCAAUCUCAUGUUGCCCCCUAAAGUACUUGUUCAACAAAACACUAUGAGGAGGAGUAAUGCUGCUGACAUUACACUCAAAUAGAUUAAAAACUAGCUUCAUGUUAGGGUACUUAAGCUAUCAACAAGUGACUUUUGUCCUGGUUGUCUCAAGGUACAACUUUUCAACGAUCACUGGUUUGUAUGCUUUUCCCCCUCCAUGUUACCUUAUUGAAUUUCGGUCUUGAAAGCUUAUUUAACUUUCCACUGCAGAUGAUGUCAUACUUUUAACAAAUGCAAGUGUUUUAACAUGGUAACCUCGUAAGCAUUCAAAAUGUGCAUACAUACAUUCAUGUCUGCUAUAUUUAUGAUUACAUUCAAGAAUAGCUUUAGAGUGCUGUAGAUAAGUAUUGUCAAUGUUGAUUCAAAUGCUUCUCAGAGGCCUCUGUGAGUGAUUUUACAAAGUUCAAUAAUUGUAUAUUUUGUAUUAUGUUCUAGCUCCAAAGGAAUGGCAGAAAAAAAGAAAAAUGUUUAAAAAGCUUUGUUCCCGGAACUAAAUUGUACUAUUUGUGUUGUUGAUUGAACAAAUUGCAUUCCUUGCUUGUGAAUUGAUGCAUUUCUCUCCCCGCUCCUUAAAUUUUCUCCCCUUCUUUCCCUCCUUUCUUUCAUUUUUUAGCCUUUGAAGUUUGAAUAAAAUUUCUAGUUUGCAGAAUGUAUUACUAAAUAAAUGGGUUGUCAUCUUGUA